AUGUACACAACCAUAGUAGAGAGUGUACAGAAGACUUCUUCAUUCUUCAGGUUGUUAUUUUCUCCCUCCCAAGCAGAAAUGAAAAUCUUUAAGCCCAACAAGAAAGGCUUUUUUGAAUGCCUAGCAGCUGCGGUAGUCUACAUGCUCCAGAGCUCUAAUCCAGACUCUCUGUCCAUUGCUGAAGUAGACAUCUCCGGAAAACCACAUAAGUGUGUUUUUAUAGAUCAUGGAAGCUUUGGAAGGCUCAGCAAGGGAAAUUGGGUAGUUAUUGUGGAUGUUAGGGGUGACGGUUUCUAUUCCCACGUAGCAAGAAAAAUAUCUAAUCUGUGCGAUGUUGCUGUAUUACGUGUGAGCUCUUGGAAAGAUGCAGUAGUAGCAGUAAAGCUUCCCUUAAAUAUUCCAAAAGAAACCAUCUAUCUAAAACAUUCCAUGAAUAGAUAUAUCUCAGGAAGAGAGGUGGCGAUAGACAAUGCCGUGGAUAUAUAUCUUCUUAGCAAACUUCUUUGGAUGAGAAAGCACAUCAGAAAGAUAAUUUUGUCUAGGUUUUGCAUGUAUAUGAGCUUUGUAGAGAUAAUGUUCUUUGUUAUUGGAAAACUUCUCUCUUUGGGUUGGUAG
Encephalitozoon intestinalis ATCC 50506 is the source of this 615-nucleotide messenger RNA. RefSeq lists its product as uncharacterized. The record is from RefSeq and is a predicted model, not a curated record. The transcript has a single exon. Bases 1 to 615 code for a protein of 204 amino acids. NCBI's taxonomy places the organism in Eukaryota, Fungi, Microsporidia, Unikaryonidae.